Molecule: messenger RNA, 1658 nt
Organism: Sinocyclocheilus rhinocerous
Lineage: Eukaryota; Metazoa; Chordata; Actinopteri; Cypriniformes; Cyprinidae
Product: vesicle-trafficking protein SEC22a-like
Exons: 7
Coding region: 175-1086 (303 amino acids)
Biological process (GO): endoplasmic reticulum to Golgi vesicle-mediated transport
Source: RefSeq, a predicted model, not a curated record
AAACUGUCCGAAGCUGUAUCGAACGUGUGCAGAAGCAUCUGCUAUGAGACCUGCAGGAAGAGCUCAGCCAUCACGAUAGUAUUAUAUAAGCAAAAUAUCUCAAUAGGGAUUAUAAUGUCUUAAUAUAUUUUAAAACGUCUCAUGUCAGUAGGUGUCCACUGAGCUGCCUGUAAGAUGUCUAUGGUGCUGUUUGCGUCUGUGGUGAGAGUGAGGGACGGUCUACCACUCUCAGCCUCCACAGACUAUGAACAGGAUAAAGGAUUUCAGGAGACUAAGAAACAUCUCAAGGGUCUGUCCAAAAAACUCAGCCAGUUUUCGGAUCGCUGCUCACUCAGAUCUGGCCUUUAUAACAUCAAUUUCACAAGCUCUCUUGGAGUCGGGUACUUGAUGGUUUGUACAGAAAGCUAUCCCAAUGUCCUGGCCUUCAGCUUCCUGGACGAGCUUCAGAGAGAGUUCAUUGUCACAUAUGACACCAAGCGGAUCAACAGCGCUUUGAGGCCUUUCUCUUUCAUUGAGUUUGAUAACUUCAUUCGGAAAACCAAGCAACGUUACAACAGCCCACGUUCCCUCUCCACCAAGAUUAAUCUGGCCGACAUGCAGACUGAGAUCAAGCUCCGGCCUCCUUAUCAGCUGUCCGCGAAGGACAUUGGAUCAAUCAACGGCUUCUCACAACACAAGCAGUCUAAAUAUAAAGGCAUAGCUCCUAAUCAAAUGUUGGAGGCCGUCACCCUGUCGGGUAUCGUCGCCUGCGUCCUAAGUGUCCUAUGUGGCGCUCUUAAUUUGCUGCGGGGAGUCCACGCAAUAGAAAGUGUAUUGCAGAACGAGGAUGAAGACUUCAAUUACGUAAUUGCUUUUUUCCUCGGAACCGCGGCCUGUUUGUAUCAGUGUUACUUGUUCGCCUACUUCUCAGUUUGGAGGAACAUCAAGUCAUUCCUGGCCUUUGCUAUGAUCUGCCUAUGUAACAUGUAUCUGUAUGAACUCCGUAACAUGUGGCAGAUCCUUUUUCACGUGACGGUGGGAGCGUUCAUCACUCUGCAGAUCCACCUGAGACAACCGCAGGGCAAAUCACCUGACUACAACGUUUGACCCCCGGAACACUUUUAAGACUACGUAACGUAGCCCAACAUGGCAACCCCAACCUGUUCCCACCCCAUCUAAGGACAAAAGAACUAUGGAUUGUGAAGCAGGUUUUACAAAAUAUUUUGAUAUUGUUCAAGAAACACUUCCUGCUGUUUCACAUCCAGUUGAGGUCACAGAUGAGAAACUGGUGUUCUUGUUGAUGCAAAAGGUUCAUAACAGAGACUUCAUAAGUGCACAGUAUUAGAUUCAUGCAUGAAAUAUUGAAGGAAGCAUUAGCAGAUGUGCACAGUUAAGUUGUAGUUAUUUUUUGUUUAAUUGACAUCGGGGCUUAAAGGGACAGCUCACCCAGAAAUGAAAAUUCUUACAUCAUUGCUUGAACAAUGGCUUGAACAUGGCUUUCCAGUGAACAUGGAUGGUGUACAGGGUCUGUGUUGAGGAUUUAAAAAAAAUAAAAUAAAUUCAGAUAAAAACAUCUACUUAAAAUAUUUUUUAAAAAAUGCAAUAUUUACAUACAGAUGCAUAUUUUUUUUUAGCAAAACAUUGUUUCAAUACCAAAUCAACCCUUUUCUUUGUAAUUU